GAGCGGCGGCCGGAGGAGCGGGCGGCCGGAGGGCUGGGAAUGGGCAGUGAGUGCCAGGAUGAGAAGGAGAACUCAUUGCUGAAUGCAGAGCACUUUGUGGUGGAUGCUGAUGCUGUUGGUGGCCGCAGUGCAGGGAGCAGUGUGCUACCUACACUCCCAGACACAGCCAGACAAGAAAAAGUUGAAGAUAACUUGGGAAUAGAAUAUAGGAACAGCUUUCUAAAGAACGUGAAAGAAGAUGGGGGAUGCAGCACCCUGCGGGCAACUGGGUCAUCUUCCCAAGGCUCCGUUGUCCUUGAUGGCCAGCAUGACUUUGCCUUGGCGUGUGGGCAACCGUCGGAUUUCUGCGGUAACACGAAGGUUGGAUUAGCACAGGAGCCAACAGGUCAGUCAGGGUCACAAGAGCACACUGAGAGUUACUGCCCUGCUGGGACUGAAAAGGAGGCAGAGAAGGAAAAAACUAAGAAAGCAUCCAGUGGAGUGCCUGGAGCUCCCUGCAGGCAGGAGGAGAUCGGCCCAGUCCCUCACCGAUCCAGAGGUACUCCAGCCAGCGCUGCAGCUCUGAAUUCCUACAAGGGCUCUUCAGUCCUGGAGUCCAGAGGCAGCUGUGAUGUGGCCAUGGGAAAAAAAUCCUUACCUGUCAAGAAGAAGCCCCGCACCUUCUAUAGUGCAGAGCAGCUAGAAGAGCUGGAGAGGAUGUUCCAGGAAGAUCACUAUCCUGACAAUGAGAAGAGGAGGGAGAUUGCAGCUGUGGUUGGUGUGACACCACAGCGUAUCCUGGUCUGGUUUCAGAAUCGCAGGGCAAAGUGGCGGAAAUUGCAGAAGUUGAGUAUAAAAGACAACAAAAAAUAUCCAUCAUCAUCAGCUCUGUUAGUCCCCUUUGGAUCAGAGGGUUAUGGGGCACUUCCUCUGCCUCCAUUGCCUGAUGCUGCUGGAGACCAGCCUGGCAUGCUGGGAAGAGACCCUGAAGCUGUGAACUCCUCCAGCCUGUUCAGCACACUUCCUGCAUCCCCCACUUCUGCCUCAGCCUCCUCGGUGGCAGGAAUAGUGGCACCCUGUGAAGCCCAAGCUCAGAGCAAGGCGCUCCCGGAGCUGCAGUUAAAACCCAGCGACUUUGAGUGCUUCCCUUGCUUUCCCAGCCCUCCUCCUGUCCGCAGGGCCAGCCUGGCGCUUAGCCUGGCCUUCGACCCCCAGAGCCACACUGUUCCCCUGAUGCUGGACACGCCCAGCGGUGACUGCAGCUUGGCUAGUCACGAGAACGGCUCCAGGGAAACUUUCUCUUACGGCGUCCAGAAUCAAGGCUUCAGUUCACCAGUUUCUUGCCCUUAUCCCGAGCACCUGGAGCCUGGACACAACCUGGAGGCCACCUACUGUCAGUACAGCAGCGAGAGGGAAAUCUAUCAGCUCUCCCAGUUCUGUCACCAAGGUCACCUGGCCAGCAAUAUGUUCUCCAACGACCACCUUCCUCUUCCAACACCCCUGGAGUCCCAUCCAGCUUUCCCUGACUUACCUGGUAAUGGUGGAGCCAUAACCUGUGGAGCCAUGCAAGGCUAUGUACAAAACAACAUGGGGGGAGCACUCAUGACACAGCAGCCAAGUGGAUAUUCAGCAGACAUCCCUGCCUAUCCAGCUGUGCCCUGGAGUGAUUUCUACAUGCAGGGAGCUCCUUUCUCCAGUCAGUUGCAUUCCCAAAUGCCUUUUUCUAGCACGGCAGGAGGACAGUACUUCACAGAGCCAUCUCUCCUUCAAGUGCCCAACACAACAGUAGUGGAAUCCAUGCCACAAACUGGAAAACAAAUGGGAGUGACACCACCAGAACAAAGUUCCUACCAGAGCCACCAAACAGAGCCAGAGACAGCAGCACUCACUGAAAAAGAGGACAUAGAGAGCAGCAGCAAGAAAGGAGAGACUAUUGAUGAAACUAAAGAAGAAAUUAAUGACUGAUGUUGCACUCUGAGAAAAAAAUAAGGAAGAGGAAAAAUUGCUCUUUUAAACUCUGCAAAAUAAGAGUCAAAAAAAGAAAAGAAUAAUAAUAUUUGCAGCAGAUGCACUUUAUAAUUUUAUUUCUUUUUUUGGUUGUAUUUUUUUUCUUGUUGCCAUGAUUAUUUUCUUGCAUAAAAAUGAAGCAGGGAUAUUUCACUCAACAAAAAAUAAAAGUUCCUGCUGGUUUUUUUGGUUUUGCUUUUUUUUUUCUUUUGUUUUGGUUUUGUUUGGUUUUUUGGGAUUUUUUUUUUGCAAAUCUCCUUUCUUUAUUCUAAUCUUGACCAGCCCUCAGACAGGAAAGAGCUGAUAAAGGAACCAGAGUCCCAUGAGUAAAAAUUCCAGAUCAUGCAAGUGUCAGAAGGUCUGGCUUCUUCUCUUGGGGAAGAGAAACCAGGAGGCGUAAGAUACACACAAAACAGGAGGAGAAACUCCAGCAGCUACACUUGAUUUUAGGGACUCCAGACAACAAAAUAAGUCUUCAUUGGAAGUCCAGUAGUGAUUUGGUGUUUGCUAGUCUUGAAUUAUUCUAAAAAAAAAAAAAGUUUCAUUGUAAAACUGUAACAAUAAACAGCAGCAAGACUGUAACUAUAAA
This is a messenger RNA of Cyanistes caeruleus (blue tit), 2575 nucleotides long. It is a transcript of the gene NOBOX, whose product is annotated as NOBOX oogenesis homeobox. The record is from RefSeq and is a predicted model, not a curated record. NCBI's taxonomy places the organism in Eukaryota, Metazoa, Chordata, Aves, Passeriformes, Paridae. Gene Ontology annotation, biological process: regulation of transcription by RNA polymerase II. Gene Ontology annotation, molecular function: RNA polymerase II cis-regulatory region sequence-specific DNA binding; DNA-binding transcription factor activity, RNA polymerase II-specific.